AUGCACUCAAGAUCACCACCAAAGGUGUGGUCACUGUCUUCGAGACGAGUAAAAGUGGCGAUCGAUUUUGGCUACGGAUCGACAGUCUGUGUCUGUAAUCUAACACAUUGUGAUGAUUUGGAUGCUCUGAAGAUCACCACCAAAGGUGUGGUCACUGUCUUCGAGACGAGUAAAAGUGGCGAUCGGUUGGAGAAAACAGAAUUCAAAUUUGGAGACAAUUCUGGGUUUAAAGCAAACAAAUCGCAGACAAUAACUGUUGACAAAAGUAAAGGAAUUUAUCAGAAGAUUAUUGGUUUUGGGGGCGCCUUCACAGACUCCGCCGGACUUAACAUGAAAACUCUUCCCGAAAAACUACAAAACCGUAUAAUUAGUGACUAUUUCUCUAAAUCUGGAAUUGAGUACAAUUUGGGACGCAUUCCCAUCGGAGGCUCAGACUUCUCGACCCAUGCCUACAGUUAUGACGACAACUUUACGAGUGAUUAUGCCUUCGAUCACUUCAGUUUCGCUAAAGAAGAUUCCGAUUACAAAAUUCCGUACCUCAAAGCGGCAAAAACAAUAAACCCAGAUGUCAAAUAUUUUGGAAGUCCGUGGGCACCCCCUGCGUGGCUCAAAACUAAUGGAAAACUCAAUAAUGGAGGUUAUCUGAAGGGAAAUCCAGGUGGUACAGAAUAUAAGGCUUUUGCUCAUUAUAUCGUGAAGUUUUUGGAUGCAUACAAAGCACAGGGCCUUCCCAUGUGGGGCAUAACUGUGGAGAAUGAGCCCAAAGCGGGAGAUGAACCCGACUAUAAAUUCAAUUGUUUGGGAUUCACUCCUGAACUUCAAAGAGAUUUCUUGAAACUAGAUUUGGGACCCAUUCUCUCAGCGGCCGGUUAUGGACUCAACACAACUGAGCUCAUGAUCUGUGACGACCAAAGGCCUGAGCUCUACAAUUAUGCCAAAACUAUACUCACCGACAAAGAAGCGGCUAAAUAUGUGUCGGGAGUGGCCUUUCAUUGGUACGAUAAUUCAGUGGAAAACUUACCAAACCUCGAUAAGGCCCAUGCGGUGGACCCAUCCAAGUUCAUACUGAACACAGAGGGCGCUGAGGAAUGGAGGGAUCACGACAAACACGUAUAUCUGGGCAGUUGGGAUACCUUUGAGAGAUAUGCCAACGAUAUUCUUGUUGAUUUGAAUCACUGGACAAGUGGUUGGGUGGACUGGAAUAUAGCGUUGGAUGAGCAAGGUGGUCCCAAUUGGGCGGGCAACCUUUGCGACGCACCCAUUAUAGUGAAUGCUAAGAGCCAGGAGUACUACAAACAGCCAUUUUUCUAUGCUUUGGGACAUUUCAGCAAAUUCUUGACCCCCGGAUCGCAAAGAGUUUUUACUUCACACGAACCUUCUGUUAAUAAACUCGAUUCAACCACUUUUGUGCGACCGGACGGGGGAACUGUAGUCAUUGCAUUGAAUUUAGGCGACGAUCCCAUAGACAUUGUAAUUAAUGACUCGGAAUUGAAGCAAAAAGUAUCUCAUUCCUUGAAACCCCGAUCAAUUCAAACGUACAUUUAUUAUACUAAAUAAAUAUUUAAUUUUUAUCAAGUAUGUUAUUACAAAUUACAUUCAUGAAAAGA
Messenger RNA from Oppiella nova, 1607 nucleotides. NCBI's taxonomy places the organism in Eukaryota, Metazoa, Arthropoda, Arachnida, Sarcoptiformes, Oppiidae. The record is from the annotation of a GenBank genome assembly.